Megalobrama amblycephala (Wuchang bream) is the source of this 2392-nucleotide messenger RNA. RefSeq names its product BMP and activin membrane-bound inhibitor homolog (Xenopus laevis) b (gene bambib). Gene Ontology annotation, biological process: transforming growth factor beta receptor signaling pathway; negative regulation of transforming growth factor beta receptor signaling pathway; positive regulation of canonical Wnt signaling pathway. Gene Ontology annotation, molecular function: frizzled binding. The record is from RefSeq and is a predicted model, not a curated record. NCBI's taxonomy places the organism in Eukaryota, Metazoa, Chordata, Actinopteri, Cypriniformes, Xenocyprididae. The transcript is spliced from 3 exons. Bases 428 to 1198 code for a protein of 256 amino acids.
UCACAACUCACGCGUGUGAAUGAAACAGCCCAGCGGCUCGAUGACUCUUAAUAGGAGGAGCUGCUCUCUUAUUCUCAAGCCCUUAACAUUUAAGAGCACUCAAGCGGAGUAUAUACACAGGAGAUAUGUGAAAGGUCGUGAAGUCUGAGAAUUUCGCAUCCGAAUUUAAACAAAAAUGGAUUAUAACAUGGGUUUUUAAUUUUAACCAAACGACUGCGCGUCGGCUUUUCUGCACACAAAUGAUUUUUAUCUGGAAGUCCUGAAGAGAGCAGCGAGGACUGAACCACGAUGUGAUCAUUUCUAUUCAAAAAAUGCUACGGAAAGUUUUGAAAGAAGCGAGUUGGAACACAUUUUGGACAUAAAUACAGUAUUUUGGGCUAUAAAGUCUGUAUCUAUGCGAAUCUGAAAGGCAAAGUGUUUUUGUCCAAUGCGGCGGAACAGCAGUCUCGUUUCCAUUUGGCUUCAGCUCGAGCUGUGCGCGAUGGCUGUUCUCCUCACUAAAGGAGAAAUACGGUGUUACUGCGAUGCUCCUCACUGCGUGGCCACCGGUUACAUGUGCAAAUCAGAGCUGAAUGCCUGCUUCACCCGCACCUUAGACCCACAAAGCACCAAGUCUCUUUUAUCUCACGGGUGUUACGACCCUCUGCUGAACUCUGGAAAAACUUGCCAUGCAGAGUCAACCUAUGAUACUGUUCAUGGAUCCACUCUUCAGUGUUGCCAUGAAGAUAUGUGCAACUACAGAGGCCUGCAAGAUCUUGCGUACAGAGGAAGUGACAUUCAUGACAAACACCGACAUCAAACUGAAGGCAGUCGUCACGUGAUUGCACGUCUACAGGAAAUCCCUUCCUCCAAGGAGGUAUGGUUCCGUGCUGCAGUCAUCACCGUUCCCAUCGCUGGUGGCCUCAUCUUGGUCCUCCUCAUCAUGUUGGCCCUGCGUAUGCUCCGCAGCGAAAACCGCAGACUGCGACAACAGAGGCGAGAAAUGCUGUCUCGCCUUCAUUACAGCUUCCACGGCCAACACCUUACCAAGGGUCAUGUGGCAAAACUGGACUUAGAGUGUAUGGUUCCAGUAGGAGGCCAUGAGAACUGCUGCUUGACCUGCGACAAGAUUCGACAGUCUGAUCUUAGCAGCCAGCGACUUCUGUCAUUGGUCAACUGGGGAAAGUACAGCGGCCGAGGCAAGCUGGAUUUUGUGUGAUGACUUUAGAAUUUAUUUUCCUUCGUGGGACUUUUUUGACUAAAACUUGUUUUAUUUUAACACUUCAAAUGGAGGAGCAGCAAACAAGAACUCAAAAGAGAACACUUGAAAGCACUAACCAUAUGGUUUUUGCUCUAGAAGCACUUUACUUGAAUUAGAGACUUGAGGAGAAGACUGCUUGUGUAUAAGCUGCGACGAGGAGCAGCUUUGUGCUGGUAUUCUUUAUAACCGAAGGAUUCCAAGAAAUAUAUUUGGUUUAAACGUUUGCACUUUUUGUAUAAAGAAACUAUGGUUGAUUUGCUUUAAUAGUGGUGUACGACUAGUGUGUCAACAUUCUCAUAAAAAUGUGUGCAAAAAUUAACUGGUACAACAGCUUGUCACUGGGGCGAUACCCUUUAAAGGUAAUCUUGGUACCUUAUUUACCCUUAAAAAGUUCAUAGUAGUACCUUAAGGGUACAUAUUACUACUCAGUCAGGGGUAGAUGAGGUACAAAGUUGUCCCUUUAAACGUACUUCCCCAGUGACAAGCUGUUGUACCCCUAAAAGUAACGUUUUUGCACAUUUUUUCUGACAGUGAAGAAUGACUGCUGGUGUGAAUGUGUAACUUUUCACUGUUAAAGUUAUAGUUCACCCAAAAAUGAAAUUUCUGUCAUAAUUUACUCCCCCUCAUGGUGUUCUAAACCUUUCAGCUGUUUCAGUAGAAACUUUGAAGCUCCAAUAAGGACAUAAAAGAAGGAAUAAACAUAAUCUAUACAACUCUAGUGGUUCAAAUUAAAGUCUUCUGAAGCAAUAUUAUCACUUUGUACAAUGAACAAGCAACAUUUUAAAAAGUAUUAAUUCACAAAUCAAAUCAAAUCAAAUCAUUGAUAAACUCAUGCAUACAUAGCCCAAAUCAAAUAUGCCGAUACAUCAAUUAAACCAUUAAACCUUAUUGGUGCUGUGGUUAUGAUGUUAAGGAGAUUGAAUGUUUUGGAUCUUAUUGACUUUAUAUUAGAACUGAAACACUUCUGUGUUCCACAAAGUCAGGCAAGUGUGGAGUGGCAUGAGUGUGAGUAAAAGAUUUUUGACUUUUUUUUUGUUUUUUUGUUGGGGGUGGUUGAACUAACCCUUUAAUGUUCACCAGUCACCUCUGGCCUGCUUGUAGAUUUUACUCACUGUAAAGAUGUUUCACUGUAAAUAUUACAUGUUCAACAAA